Grus americana (Whooping crane) is the source of this 5558-nucleotide messenger RNA. RefSeq names its product tripartite motif containing 32 (gene TRIM32). Bases 2540 to 4711 code for a protein of 723 amino acids. The record is from RefSeq and is a predicted model, not a curated record. NCBI's taxonomy places the organism in Eukaryota, Metazoa, Chordata, Aves, Gruiformes, Gruidae. Gene Ontology annotation, molecular function: protein binding; zinc ion binding. The transcript has 2 exons.
CGCGGGGCGGCGGCGGGCGGGACCCCCCCCUUUUCUCCACGGGGGCCGGGGCGGCCUCGGCGGGCUGGGGAGGGGGCGGCCGGGCCGGGCGGCCCCGCCUGGACACCCUACCCCCUCCCUCUUCCCCCGCCGAGCCGUGCCUCUGCGGGAUGGGCGCUCCCCGCCGGUGAGAGCCACCCCCCCUCCCCAUCCUCGGCGGCCGCGCUGGGGUGGGUCCGCCCUGCCGAGCCCCCCUCAGGCCGCGGCCCACGCCGGGCCUUGCCCGGGCACCUGCUGGAGCCCAGCGGAGGCCGCGGCGGGGGCGAGGGGCGGUGGGAAGGCAGGAGGGUGCGAUGAAAACGGCGGUUUGUACCGGCCCGAGCGUCCUGUCGGUCGGUGCGGCCCAUACCGCCGCGCGUCUCCCUCCGCAGGGCCGGGCCGCGGGGCUGAGGGUCAGGCAGUGCCACCGCAGGGCUUCAGUGCCGGGUGCUGCCGCCGGCCAGGGACCCGCCAGCAUUUGCGGUCAGCAACAGCCCCCCCUCCGAACCCGUCCUGUGGUGCUGCUUUCAUAGUCCUCACUGAUGCUGUCACCAGCGCUGCUGGAAGGAGUCACGAUGCAAAUUUUGCAGCUUUACCCUAUUAUUUUAACUUGGUAAUGACACCAGCUAAGGAUUACAAGUGAAACAAGUUGUCUCAGCACACACACUAGCUAAAAACUACAGAGCGGGAAGAGAAAACUACGGCAGGAAAAUUUUUUGAAUAUAAGGAAGCCAAACUCACAUAAUUUACAGAGUUUUAUAGCUUGAUCCUCAGCUGAGGCUUUCUCUAAUACCCUGCUCUGCGUCAGAGGAGCUGCCUUGGGAGGGACUGAUACGCAAGAACAACUCGCUGUUAAGGAAACUUCCAUGAAGGCAUGGCCGAGUGCGAGAUAAAGAUAUAAAGUGCAGCAGUAAAAAUAAUGUCACGUUACUAAGGCACGCGCUGGCAUUCUGAUAAAAGCGGUUUAUAUAUGAAAAGAAUGUCGUACGAAUCAUCUUUCUAGAAACCGAACCUAACUUAGAACUAAACAAAAUCCCCUCCGCCAUUGUUCUUUAAUGAAAAUACUUGUUUUAAAGGUGGCUUUUUAUGUAACUCUCUGGUGUAUCUGGUAUCUGCGCUGUCCCUCAUCCUUCCCUAACCAAGUCUUUUGACAUAUUUCCAAGGAAAAUAAGAAUAAUGGAUCUGGUAUCCUGUGUUUCAUUUUUAAAAAAUCGUUUUAAAAUACAGAUUUUUCAUCCCUCAGAGGAAGGUUUCUGAUCUACAUGGCAGUGCUCAGGCUUCUGCUUCCCCAGCUGAGAUAUAUGCUAAGAACAAAAGGGAAACGUAUCCGGUGCCAGCGGCAGCAAGCGCCUGGAGUGCCCCUGCUCCCUGCGUGCCGGGAUGCGAUACUUGUCGAGCCAAGGAUCAGAUCCCAGCUUGGUACUUGGAGAUUCUGCUACACCACUGAAUCCCCUCCUGAAACGCGGGCUUUAAAGGACUGUGAGCUGCAGCUGAUAAAUUAAAAUGAUUUUUUUUUCUUCUCUCUAUGAACAUAAAGAUCUUUUCUUCAUAAAGAUCUUUUCUUCAUUGCGGUUGUCAUCUUCCACUCGAGUAAACGGUAAACUGAAAUACAGUGAACCUUUCUGUCUGAAAUGCUCCCGAGGAUGAAGCAGGCAAACCCAGCAGGGAAGCGAGAGUGCUGCGUGCGUGCAGCCAUUAUUCAGAAGAAGCUGUCUGUUCACAUCCCUCUGUGCUCGUCUCUUCAUUUUAAAGACUAACUACUUCCUUCUCGUCCUCUCCCCCUAGAAGAAAUGUUUUCUUCCCCAUUUCUUUUAAUGGCUAAGCAAUGAAAUAGCAAAGGUAUUGAAACCCAGUCUACUGAAUAAUAACUUAAUGAUGUGAACCCUGUUCUGUUCCUUUUGAAUGGAUGGCUGCUUUAGCAAGAGAGCUGCUGGGAUCUGCUCCCUGCUGGGAGGGAUGUGAGGAUGGAGAAACCUGGAUUGAAGCUGAACAGCAACCAGAGUGGUAUAAAACUGAACCAGAACACAAGAAUGAGGUCAAUGCUGCAAGACUCUGAAAUAAGGAGAAAUCAUAUGCAAUUAAGCUAAGUUCAAGAACUAAUAGUGAACACUUGUAGUAUGUAUUAACAAAUGUUUGGAGUUGUCUGUUAACUCCAUUAUUGCUAAUACCUGCUAGAACACUGCUGCGUCGAGCUGUGUUCAAUUUGCAUACUGAAGCAUGAUGCAGCAUGGCAGAGGUUAAUGAAAUACACUGGUGUAAAAUCUUCACUGUGUGUUUUCGGUAUGUACAGUCAUUCCCAGAACGAGCGGAAGCUGACAAAUCAUUCCUUUUAGUUUCACUUUCUGGCAAACAUACGAAACCUUGAAAAUUUAUUUUGGCUAUCUAGAAAAGCAGGCUAAACCAACCACAUUUAUUUUGUUUGUAUCUGAUGUCACAUCUGAAUGCAGGUCUCCAGAGGUGAUCUAUUAAUGUCCUAAAGCGUUGCACCAUCUGGUUUCUCUUUUGAUGCGCAGCAUUUUGAAUGCUUGGUUUAAUCUCCCUGGGUUUCACUAAAUUAUGUAAACUUGGAGGCUUGGCAGCGGGAGAUGGGCACCAUGAGGAGAUGAUUCAGUCAUCAAUAUCUAUUGGGCUUCCUUAUUGCUGCCAUUACACUUCUUUCAGUUCUACUUAUAAAUUUUGCAAAAUCGGAGCACCUUGGAAUAGAUGUGAGUACAAGACUUUGCACCAGCUAAAGCUGCCUUGGAAAGCCAUGGCUGCCGCCCCUCAGCUCAACUCGGAUGCACUCCGAGAGGUCCUGGAGUGCCCCAUUUGCAUGGAGUCCUUCACUGAGGAGCACCUGAGACCCAAGCUCUUACACUGCGGGCACACCAUCUGCAAACAGUGCUUGGAGAAACUCCUAGCAAACAGCAUUAAUGGGAUACGGUGCCCCUUUUGCAGCAAAAUCACGCGGAUCACAAGCUUAGCUCAGCUGACUGACAAUCUUACUGUGCUGAAGAUCAUAGACACCGCCGGACUGGGGGAAGUGGUGGGUCUUCUCAUGUGCAAGGUCUGUGGGAGAAGGUUGCCAAGACACUUUUGCAAGAGCUGUAGCUUGGUUUUGUGUGAGCCGUGCAAGGAGACAUCACACAUGUCCCAAGGGCAUAGAGUCAUUGCUAUCAAAGAGGCUGCUGAAGAGCGUAGGAGGGAAUUUGGGACGAGGCUUGCCAGACUUCGGGAGCUCAUGGGUGAUCUGCAGAAAAGAAAAGCAUCUCUGGAGGGUGUUUCGAGAGACCUGCAAUCUAGAUACAAAGCAGUUUUGCAAGAUUACAGCAAAGAAGAGCGCAAGAUCCAGGAAGAACUGGCCAGGUCACGCAAGUUCUUCACCACCUCUUUGUCUGAAGUGGAGAAGGUAAAUAAUCAGGUAAUGGAGGAGCAGGCUUAUCUGCUGAACUUGGCAGAAGUGCAGAUAAUGUCUCGCUGUGACUACUUCCUUGCCAAAAUAAAGCAGGGAGACAUAGCUCUCUUGGAGGAGGCAGCAGAUGAGGAAGAACCAGAACUGACAAACAGUCUCCCAAAGGAGCUGACUCUUCAAGAGGUUGAACUCCUUAAGGUGAGCCAUGUGGGACCACUGCAGAUCGGGCAGGUGGUGAAGAAACCCCGGACCGUUAACGUGGAGGAAUCGCUCAUGGAAACUGCAGCAUCCUCAUCGGCAUCGUUUCGGGAGCCUGACUUUGUGCAAGAAGAGGCCAGCUGCACACCAAAUUCCUCACCAGCCAAGCCAAGGAUGCCUGAAGCAGCCACGAGCAUCCAGCAGUGUCACUUCAUCAAGAAGAUGGGCUCCAAGGGCAGCCUGCCAGGGAUGUUUAAUCUCCCCGUCAGCCUACAUGUCACCCUGCAAGGCGAGGUGCUUGUGGCAGACCGAGGCAAUUUCCGAAUCCAGGUUUUUACCCGCAAAGGCUUUCUGAAGGAGAUCCGCCGGAGCCCUAGCGGAAUCGAUAGUUUUGUACUGAGUUUCCUUGGGGCGGACUUGCCCAAUUUGACUCCCCUUUCUGUCACCAUGAACUGCCAUGGCCUGAUAGGCGUGACCGACAGCUACGAUAACUCUGUCAAGGUCUACACCAUGGAUGGUCACUGUGUGGCGUGUCACCGGAGCCAGCUAAGCAAGCCCUGGGGCAUCGCCGCCCUGCCUUCUGGGCAGUUUGUAGUGACCGACGUGGAAGGGGGAAAACUCUGGUGUUUUACGGUGGACCGCGGUGUGGGGGUGGUGAAGUAUAGUUGCUUAUGUAGCGCGGUGCGCCCGAAGUUUGUCACCUGCGAUGCUGAAGGAACCAUAUACUUUACUCAAGGGCUGGGGCUUAACCUGGAAAACCGGCAGUACGAACACCAUUUAGAAGGAGGUUUUUCAAUUGGCUCCGUCGGCCCAGAUGGGCAGCUGGGACGCCAGAUUAGCCACUUCUUCUCCGAGAAUGAGGAUUUCAGGUGCAUUGCUGGGAUGUGUGUUGAUGCCAGGGGAGACCUCAUUGUUGCUGACAGUAGCCGUAAAGAAAUCCUGCAUUUUCCUAAAGGAGGCGGCUAUAAUAUCCUAAUCCGGGAAGGACUCACCUGCCCAGUUGGUAUCGCCAUUACUCCCAAAGGGCAGCUGCUGGUGCUGGACUGUUGGGAUCAUUGCAUUAAGAUCUACAGUUACCAUCUGAGAAGAUACUCCACCCCGUAAAGGCAUGUCUCUCAGCAAAGCCUCUUUUGGCAGCAGAGAUUCUUCCAGCCUCAUUGCAAUCUGACAGGAAACAGUGUCAAGCGUUCAGGAAGAUUGUGCCAUAACCGAAGGGGGUUUGGCAUAAAGGCUGUCGUGUUUUGUGUUUAGAAACAAAAUAGCUUACGUGGUGGUGGUCUGCUUUUUCUUCUUUUUAUAAAAUCCAUACAAUAAAAAAGAACAAGCACGAGAGAAAGGAUCUGUCCUUCUGGAGUAUUGGUUCCUUGCUAAAUGACUGGUCACUCCACUCCAUAAACCUCACCUCCUUACGCCACAUCUCCUACACUUCCAGUUUCAACCAUUGUAUCUUUCUUUGUGCCAUAAACACUGACUGACUGCUCUAAAUCACUUUCCCGUAGAGGACUAGAGAGGCAAUCCUCUUCUCGCUGUGGUACUCGCAAGGAACUGGGUAGCAGUUGUCUGGGCAACUACUAGAGAAAGCAAUUUCUGAUUGCAGCACUGCAUAAAACGAAAUAGCCCUCUUAAACUGCAGGGAGAUGGAGCUUUACUUUCAAACUGACGAGGGACGGUUUUCUCUCUCCGUUUUUCUGAUAUUCGGGAGAUCGCCCCUGUCGUGCCAUUUGUGAACCGUGUCUGUUCAAUGUGAAGUGAGUACUGUGCAAUCAUGGGAGACCGAGCCAGAGAACUGCUGUCGGAUGGCAACAGGGUUUUUAUUACUACUAAGAGUUCUGCUAGGUGGACGGGGGUAAAAAGGAGGGGGCUGGAGGAAAAGAAACGAGGGGAAACCUAUGGUUGAUAUUUUCUGUUGUUUUAUUAUUAAAUGUAUCCUGGAAACUGUCCUCGGAAGGUA